Molecule: messenger RNA, 2449 nt
Organism: Malurus melanocephalus (red-backed fairy wren)
Lineage: Eukaryota; Metazoa; Chordata; Aves; Passeriformes; Maluridae
Product: runt-related transcription factor 1-like
Exons: 3
Coding region: 1111-1611 (166 amino acids)
Biological process (GO): regulation of cell differentiation; hemopoiesis; regulation of transcription by RNA polymerase II
Cellular component (GO): nucleus
Molecular function (GO): RNA polymerase II cis-regulatory region sequence-specific DNA binding; ATP binding; DNA-binding transcription factor activity, RNA polymerase II-specific
Source: RefSeq, a predicted model, not a curated record
AAAAAAAAAAAAAAAAAAAGAAUUGGCAAUGAGCGCCGAAGUUGUUGCAGACUGUCGGUUUGACUGCUGAGGAGGACGUGAGUGGGAGAGAGAGAGCGCUGUUGCACACACAAAACCACAGAGAGAACCCACAAUUUAACCAACAUCCCCAACCCCAAGUUUUCAGCUGUUGGACCUCUCAGCCCCGGCGCUCGCGAUCGGCUGCGACCUUUCUUUAAACUGACGAAAGGCGUUCUACCAAAGACAGAGAGAUCUGAAGCUUGAAUGCCAUGCACUGAGCUUUUCUUUUCAUUUUUUCUCUCUUUUUUUUUCUUUUUGCGCAAGAAUGAUUGAAAGGUCAUGACACGAGCGCUCUUAGAGCAACGCCAACCAAACUACUGAAGCUCAUUUUCAAGGCUGCUUAAAAAAAAAAAAAAAUAGAAGAAGAAAUCUGGCGGAGAGCAUUAAUGGAUUCCUGUUGUGUUUAAAUUCUCCACAGAUUCUAUUGUAAAUAUUUGAUGAGGUCCGGUAGAUGUGUGUGUGCAUGAGUGUGUGGACGUGAAUUUCUACCCACAGUUGUAGCCAGCUGACCUUUGAUCAGCAAGCCGAGCUCGCGAUCCGCCUCCUCGGAAGAACAACCCCGAAUUUCUCUCAAAGAGCGAUUUUUGCCUCCGGAAGACGCCGGUGCCUUUUGGUUUCUCUUGGGACCAGAGAGAAAUCACCUGGAAGAAACUGCGAAGCGCGGGGUGUCUCUGACCGUGUCUCGUACUUGCCACCCUCCCUUUUAUUCUUUUUUUUCUGGGAGUUUGGGAUGAGUUUUGUCCCCGCUAACUUUCCGCGCUGCGGCCGCGGACUCGAUGCGCGGUAAAGCCGCGCCCGGACGACCCCUCGCGCUUAUCGGAUUAACGGGAUCUGUUCCGCCUCGCCAGGAAGCCAAGAGUUAAGGCUCGGCGUGCUCGCUAUCAGCAAAAAAAUUAACUCGGGGGACUGGCGUAGGAACAAGUUUCCCGCGGGUGCUCAGCCCGCGCCCGUUUAUGUUGGUCCCCGGAGAGCGGCUCGCUGAAGAGUUGCGCUCGUCCGGCUGUUUUGUAGAAACUCUGUGGAGGUCUGUGGCUCACCAGGCUUGUUGUGAUGCGUAUCCCCGUAGAUACCAGCACCAGCCGCCGCUUCACGCCGCCCUCCACCACGCUGAGCCCGGGGAAGAUGAGCGAGCCGCUGCCGCUGCCCGGCGCCGAGCACAGCGGGGCUUUGCCGGGGAAGCUGCGCAGCGCCGACCGCAGCAUGGUGGAGGUCCUGGCGGAUCACCCCGGGGAGCUGGUGCGCACCGACAGCCCCAACUUCCUCUGCUCCGUGCUGCCCACCCACUGGCGCUGCAACAAGACGCUGCCCAUCGCCUUCAAGGUGGUGGCCCUGGGGGAUGUCCCUGAUGGGACCCUGGUGACGGUGAUGGCCGGCAAUGACGAGAAUUACUCGGCGGAGCUGCGCAACGCCACGGCCGCCAUGAAGAACCAGGUGGCGCGUUUCAACGACCUGCGCUUCGUGGGCAGGAGCGGCCGAGGCGGGGACUGUUUGCCUUUGUGCGGGAUCUCGGAGCUGCUGUUCUGUGGGAUUGGGAYGGAGCCUGCAGCGUGAGGUGGCCGCUUCAAAGGGCACUGCUGCCUUUGAUACAUCGCUGCAGGAAAAUGAGCCCGAACUUUGUUUGCCGUGGAAUAUUUGAGCUGGGAGAAGUUCAGUGCCACCGCUGAUAAUGCCGUGCCAGGGGCGUUGUGCGAGCAGGGACCGAGAGUUCGCGUUGGUUCAGGGCACAGGGGAGGCUCCUUGCAUCCAUCAGGGGGUUGAAAAUCCCAGUUUUAAAUCCCCGAUGGAGAAUCAGGAGUGGCUGUGACCGAGGUGUAGCCACCCCUGCUAAAAUCCCCUCAGCACCCACAGCUCUGUCCUUUCCAAGGAGGAAACUCCCAUUCUUGAUGCUCUUAAUAAAUAAUUUCAAUUUCCUUCUGUGAAAUCCAGCCAGACAGCCUGUGUCCAACAUUAUUUUCCAUGUUUUCCUCCCACUUGUGGGAGGGUCACAAGGAGUAUCCCUGAUCAAUAUUUGACACCGAAUAUCAGCCAAACUUUCAGCCUCGUUUCAUGUCCAGCACCCAGAGGCUGCCCYAUGCUCCUCAGCUUUGUUUAGAAUUAAAAACCCCAAAAUAUUUUAUUUUCUUCAUUCUCAGAAUAGGAGCAACACUGUCACAGGUCACCCGAAGCCUGGAGCUGUGGUAGGAAAGCAAUUUGGCUCCUUUUCCUCAAUAAAACAGAUUUCCAUUGGAUUUGGCCGGKAUCCAGGGCUCCUGUUCCUCAGCCCAGUUGGAGAAUGCUACUGGGCAAACCUGCCCGUCUGGCUGGGGAGCCCCACCAAGACAUUUCUGAAAGAAAAACGUCCUUUUGAAACUUCAGCCAACCUCAGCCUGCCCCCUCGGCCUGAUUACCU